AUGUCGGCUGCUACCACCGACCCGGCCCUUGUUGCCGCUCCCGCCCCGGACCUUUCUCCUGUUGAUGCUGCUGUCGCUCAGGUAGGCCACGAUGUUUCGUCUGUCGAACACGUUGGCGAUCAUGUCGGCGCUUCCCCCAAGGAGAGGCAUUCCCUGACUCUUGAUCAACGUCGAGCUCUGCGUCGUUGGGCUAAUAGUCAGCCUAUACGUCCCUCGCAUAAAGCCUGUAUCGAGUGGUUCUUCUCGCAGUACGGCCAGCAAAUAAGUCAAUCUACCGUUUCACACUCGUUGUCACCAAAAUACUCGCGUCUAGAUAGUGACAACCCGCAAUUAUCUGGUUCGCGCCUGCGCUAUGGAAACUGGCCUGACGUAGAAAAGCUGGUUCUCAUUUGGUACCAACAAGUACAGGCUUCAGGACGUCAGCCGACUAAUGAGGAGUUGGGAGAAAAGGCAAAGACCAUUUUCAGCCAGCUACCUCGAUACAAAGAUGAAAACCCUCCUGAAUUCUCCCCCGGCUGGAUUCAUCGCUUCAAGAAGCGUUAUGGUCUUUUGAUACGAAGACAACGCCGCCAUGGUGACGGCGGAAUAAAUCCUGCCGAAGAUAUAGGAUACUUGGCCGAUUGCAUUCCCCGAUUCAUGAAUCUUUCCCCAGACACAAGCCCAGGAGCAAUCAAGGAAGAAGUCUUACGCGUUGUUGGUAUCGAACCCAGUCUCGGCACAUGUGCAUUGGUGCGUGAUGAAGUCCUUCGUAGAUUGACGGGCUCUCAACAAUCACCACAGCCUCCUCCGCCUCCCAUGAUGGCCCACGACCCUCCAACAAUCCCUCCGCCUCAGCCCGAUCAACCUAUAUACGCUGAUGACGACCCUGAAGUUGUCUUGCAGAAUGCUUUGCGCCAGCUUCAACAGGAAGAGCAAGCCGCCGAGGAGCAGGCUGCGCUUGUGCGCGAGGAGCGCGAGCGUGCUGAACGAAAUGGACUUCAAAUGAAUAACAUCAUGACCACUCCUACCGCGCCGCGUGCCUCUCCAAUUCAGCGCUUCACGACUACACCAGCUCAUGACUUGGGUGCUGAUCUCACCCUCACUCCGAUAGCCUCGGAAACGCCUGUCACUAGAGAUGAGAGGCCAUUGAGGUGUCCUUUCUGCGUCAAUCAGCGCAUGCUGCGCACAAUCAAAGAGGCUGUGGAACAUAUGUCUACCCACGUUGUCGUGUGA
Molecule: messenger RNA, 1212 nt
Organism: Fusarium coffeatum
Lineage: Eukaryota; Fungi; Ascomycota; Sordariomycetes; Hypocreales; Nectriaceae
Exons: 1
Coding region: 1-1212 (403 amino acids)
Cellular component (GO): nucleus
Molecular function (GO): DNA binding
Source: RefSeq, a predicted model, not a curated record